Messenger RNA from Aedes albopictus (Asian tiger mosquito), 3501 nucleotides. RefSeq lists its product as uncharacterized. Gene Ontology annotation, biological process: DNA integration. The transcript has a single exon. Gene Ontology annotation, molecular function: zinc ion binding; nucleic acid binding. Bases 1 to 3501 code for a protein of 1166 amino acids. NCBI's taxonomy places the organism in Eukaryota, Metazoa, Arthropoda, Insecta, Diptera, Culicidae. The record is from RefSeq and is a predicted model, not a curated record.
AUGACAUUGGCAGAAAUAGUUAAUGAAGGUCGGUCACUGGAAACGAUUGAAAAAGUGCGUCAACAAUUGCAAAAUUCAGUUGAAGUCAACAAGAUCACAACUUCGAAGAAUACGUGCUACCGUUGUGGACAUACAGGACACUACGCGAAUGAUGAUUGUUGUCCUGCGAAAGAUAAGAAGUGUGAGAAAUGUGGCCUUAUUGGCCAUUUCAAACGGUGUUGUAAAACGAAACAUCGUGAGAAGAAAAUGAGUAACCAACGAGUUCGUCAAAUUGACAAGGAGUCUGUGGCUGGCUCCGAAACUUUUUAUGAUUCUGAUGAUGCCGUCAGUGAAGUGGUGGGCGGAGACGAUAGUGUUAAAUAUGUGUUUGCCACUGACACCGAAAAUACAAACGGCGAAAAAGUAGUGUGUAGUGUGGGGGGAGUUAAAAUCAAAUGGAUUGUUGAUUCUGGAGCAGGAGUUAAUGUUAUUGACAGUGACACAUGGGAAUUCCUGAAGAAGAAUCAAGUUCAAGUGCUGUCCCAAGCCAAGGGGACGAAGAGAGUGUUGAAGGCGUAUGGAAACAAUGACCUCGAUGUGUUGGGGGAGUUUACAGCCAAAAUCGCCACUAAGGAUCGGGAAAUUGUGGCAGAAGUGAUUGUAGUGAAAAGCAGAGGUGCAAGUUUGCUAAGCUGUGACACGGCGACUCAGCUACAGAUUCUAAAAAUCAACACUAACGUCUGGGGAGUAAGCUGCAGUGCUGACAACAUUGGGAAGAUCAACGGAAUGGAAGUGUCUCUUCAAAUCAAUGAGGAAGUGAAACCUGUUCAGCAUACAAAGUGCCACAUUCCGAUUCCACUCCAGGAGAAGGUGCAGAAGGAAAUCGACAACCUGUUGGACCAGGACAUAAUCGAACCGGCUCCGAGAGAUUCUCCUUGGAUUUCUCGACUAGUUGUUUCACCAAAAGCUGGCGACCCUUCUGCUGUGCGUCUUUGUGUUGACAUGCGAGCAGCCAACCGAGCAAUUGUCCCACAACAUUAUCCAUUACCGACGUUUGAGGACAUUCUACCACAUCUUCAGAACUGCAAAUGGUUUUCCAAAAUAGAUCUCGUGAAAGCCUUUCACCAAGUGGUACUAGCGGAGAAUACACGGUUCAUCACUACGUUUGCAACUCAUCAAGGAUAUUAUCGCUAUAAACGAUUAGCGUUCGGAAUGAACUGUGCCUCAGAGGUAUUUCAGAGUAUUAUCGAACGUGUUCUGAAAGGAAUCUCCGGAGUAAAGGUGUUUAUCGACGACAUUCUUGUGUUCGCACCAAAUAAACGGAUCCACGAUGAAGUUCUCAGAUUAGUGUUGCGUCGCUUACAGGAAUAUGGUAUCACGAUCAACCCUCGUAAAUGCGUAUACGGGAAGUCAGAAGUUACAUUCAUGGGCCACAUUCUGUCGGAGAACGGAAUAAAACCAACCAUGGACAAGGUGGAAGCCAUCAAACUGCUGUGUGAACCAAGGAAUGUUCAGGAGAUGCGGAGUUUUCUCGGCAUGAUCACAUACCUGAGCCGCUUCAUUCCUAACUUGUCAACGUUGACUGCACCACUUCGGGAGUUGUUGCGGAAGGACACUAAAUAUCGAUGGGAACUGACGCAUCAGGCAGCAUUUCUGGAAAUCAAAAGUAUUUUGGCGGAUCCGAAGUCUUUAGGAUACUACUCUCCAAAAGACAAAACGAUUUUGAUCGCGGAUGCGAGUCCGACAGGGCUCGGUGCCGUGUUACUGCAGGAGAAAGAUGGCAUCAAGAGAGUAAUCUGUUACAUUAGCAAGAGUUUGUCGGAAACGGAAAAGUCUUAUGCGCAAAACGAAAAGGAGGCCUUGGCUCUGGUAUGGGCAACGGAGCGUCUACAAGUUUACCUUCGUGGUCUGGAGUUUUUAUUAUUGACGGACCACGAGCCCCUCAAGGUAAUAUUCGGGCCUGAGCAUCAUUCUUGCCCGAGGAUUGAAAGGUGGGCCAUGCGUUUGCAGUCGUUCCGUUUCAAAAUAGUUCAUAUUCCUGGUAAAAUCAACAUUGCUGACCCGUUGUCCCGGUUGCCACAGUUUCAGCAUUGUUCUACCUAUGAUCAAAUUGGAGAGCAAUCGGUGCUGGUGAUUGCUGAACGUGCGAAGCCUGUUGCGUUGAGAUUGGAGGAAAUCGUCAAGGAAUCGUUAGCUGAUACAACAUUGUGUGCCGUCAAAGAAGCCCUUCGUACCGGCCGAUGGAGUGAAUCUGUGAAAAAAUAUGCUGCGUUCAAAGAUGAGCUGUAUUGCUGCAAUGAAGUGCUACUGCGAGGAGAGCGUCUUGUGAUUCCGGUCAGUCUGCAGAAGCGUGUUUUGAUGUUGGCACAUAUAGGGCACCCUGGCAUUGAACGGUCUAAGCAGCGUCUUCGAUCUAAAGUGUGGUGGCCAUCAAUGGACGGCGACGUAGAAAAGGCUGUACGUAGUUGUCUAGAAUGUCAAAUUGUCGGGAAAGCAGCGCCUCCGGAACCUAUGGCGAUCAGAGAGUUACCUCAAAAACCAUGGGAGCAUUUGAAUAUGGAUAUGCUUGGUCCCCUUCCAUCAGGAGAUUCGCUUUUGGUAAUAGUCGACGCAUAUAGUCGAUUUCGAAUUGUGGAGAUAUUGAGGCACACAACCUCCUCGGAUAUCAUUGACAAACUACACCCUCUUUUUAUGCGGCUUGGAAUCCCGACUAUUUUGACGACCGAUAACGCACGAAACUUUACGAGCAAGGAAAUGGAAGACUUCUGCGACAAAUUCGGCGUGCGAAUGCGACAAACGACUCCUUAUUGGCCGCAGGCCAACGGCGAGGUCGAGCGCCAAAAUCGUUCGAUUUUGAAGAUUUUGCAGAUUGCUGAGCUGAACAAAUCCGACUGGAGAAAAGAUUUGGAGGAGUUCAAUUAUGUCUAUGCUUUGACACCACAUCCUGCUACGGGAUAUUCUCCGGCAGAAAUACUUUUCGGUCGGAAGUUCAGAGACUGGAUUCCCCACAUGUCUCAAAUAGUGAGUGCGACUGAUGAAGCUGUUCGAGAUAGAGAUGCAAUCUACAAACACGCUGCGAAAACUCAUGCUGAUGCUGCAAGAGGAGCAAAAACAUCGUAUCUGCAGACUGGAGAUCGGGUACUGAUGAAAAAUCUUCAUCCUGCGAACAAGUUGUCGGCACCAUUCCUACCAGAUCCAGCAAUAGUGCUACAAAAGCAAGGCAAUUCAGUGAUGGUUGAGACCCCCGCCGGUCGAACUUAUCGUCGUAACUCAAGCCAUCUGAAGAAAGUGCACGAAAAAGAAGAUACCAAUUCGGAUAAUGAAGCUGAAUGGACCACUCCUUCUGAAGAACAUCGCCAAGGAUCUCCAAUAGAUGCGACCGAUCGUCGUAACCAGCUGUCGAGCCAGUCGAAAUCACCAGUGCCGUUGACGGAGAGUCCAGUGCUACGAUCAAAACGGACUAUCCGGAAACCGUUGCGUUUUGAAGACUACGUGUUGGAUGUUAACAGUAAUGGACAGUAA